Andrographis paniculata is the source of this 913-nucleotide messenger RNA. RefSeq lists its product as uncharacterized. The coding region runs from base 346 to 735 and encodes 129 amino acids. The transcript has a single exon. The record is from RefSeq and is a predicted model, not a curated record. NCBI's taxonomy places the organism in Eukaryota, Viridiplantae, Streptophyta, Magnoliopsida, Lamiales, Acanthaceae.
AAUAAAAAGGUUUUCUCAAAAAAUUGGACGAAAACCGCCUUAAAAUUGACUUUGACCUCAUCCACGUGGCACAUGGCGUCCUCAAUCCAGGGUGCAGCUAUGUUUCCGUACAUUCGACCGUUACAAUCUUCCCCCAGUUUACCGGUUCGCCCGACAUCUCUUCCCCGCCAUUUUUGGCCUUCACAUCCCCAAACGACAAUGGAACUGCAGAAAACUGCAAAUUAGGCUUCAUAGAGAUCGAAGGGGGAUCGAAAUCAGGGUUUGCAGAGAGGCGAAUCGUAUCGCGAUCUGCAAACCCAAAAUUAGGUUUUAAUUAAUCGAUCCCAUUUCCUAAUUAGGUUUCCGAUGGGCAAAUCCAGAUCCGCAGGCGCAUUGUCUCCUGUAGAUGACUUCCGCCGCUCUUCCUGCCUUCCUGUAGAUUUCGCGUGCUAUAAAUCCAGGCGUCGGUCCGCUAAACGCCAACAAGUCAGGCUCGGGGGCGCAGGAGAAGGACAGCGUCGGUGCGGGAAGAUGGUUCGGGCGAUGAAGAGAUUGCGGGAGUGGUCGAAAUCGGUUGCCGGUCCAAAGUGGAAGACGUUUAUCCGGCGGUUCGGCCGGACCGGCGGCAGGGACAAGGCGUCGAGAUUCCAGUACGACGCAAUGAGUUAUGCCCGGAACUUUGACGACGGCGCCGGCGACUCCGAUCCUGACGAAAUGUUCCGGGACUACGCAACUCGCUACGCGCCGGCUCAUUGAUUCGCUGAUGGCGCGUGGACGCUCGGAUUAACCUCGGGUGGGAUCGAACGGCGUAGAAUGAUCAAGUUACGAUUACUUGAUUUAUGGUAAUACGGUUUUUGUUUUUCCUUUUUGCAUAAAAGUCAAAAGGAUUUGUUAUUUGUAUUUUGUAAUUUUUCUUUAAAAUAUAUUAAUAUUG